This is a messenger RNA of Rhizoctonia solani, 4011 nucleotides long. RefSeq lists its product as uncharacterized. The transcript is spliced from 7 exons. Lineage: Eukaryota; Fungi; Basidiomycota; Agaricomycetes; Cantharellales; Ceratobasidiaceae. The coding region runs from base 1 to 4011 and encodes 1336 amino acids. The record is from RefSeq and is a predicted model, not a curated record.
AUGGCAGACGCGGAGGAGCGACCGGGUCGGCAGCUAGCGACCAACCUGCGGGAGCUGAUGAAGCAGGUGGAUAUCCGGACUGGGACGGAACGGGAUGUUGGGGGAAACAAGGGGGAGCGAGAACGAGACAACGAGAGCGUGGCGAGUGCGUCUGUGCGCGACAUAUUUGCCCGUGCGCGAACGAACAUCCCGACGCCUUCCUCCAGAAUAAACAGACCCCGUGGACUCUCAAUCGACAGCGAUAUUCUUUCGACCAACGACGGAGAUGAUGCGAGCACUGUUGACUCCACACCCGUAGCUCGUGUUCCACCAGCAGCGGCAUCAUUCAAUGCACUCCGACAGCGACUGGAGACUGCAUCUGAUGCGACAAGCGACCUCACUGGUUGGGACCGUUCUGCUCGGUCGCUGCUUACUACUCGCGGCCAGGCGAGCCAGAGUCGACUGAAUGUCUAUGACGAUGGAUCGAAUCUGAUGGACGAAGACCUAGGCCAAGUGCCCGCUCUCACUGUUUCCCACGUCGACUUUGCCCCCAGUGUAUCGAGCACAUCACAGUCUACUGUCGGAGCCACUCCACGCCAGCGACCUCCAGUCAUCCCCAGGGGCCCCAGUCUCCAAUCUGCCUCAAUUGCCGACCGACUUGCAGGCAUUCCAGACGAUGGACUCGAGUUUGAUGACACCGACCGUGAAGACUUUGAUCGCAAUCGUAUGGAUGACGAUUCAGACGACUUGCUCCACCAGGAAAACGACCUCUUACGAAGCUCAAGCCCCCCACCCCCGGAAAGCCCCACGAAGCGCCCUGUACGACCAAUUAGUGGCAGCUGGGAAAACGUCAUGCCAGAAGGGAGCGUCAUGAGCUUGCCUAACAUUGAUGGUCGCAAACCCAUACGCAAACCCGAGCUCGGCUCUUCAGGCGGGAGCGGGAGCGGAAGUGGGAGCGGCUCCAAACUCAUGCAAGCUAUCCAAGACGAGGAGGAUUCGUACCAGCGCAGUCUGCACGAAAAGAGCGGCUCGACUGCCACGACCGGAGAUGAGACUCAGCGACCACCUGUCUCUCCCAACAAGACCAAUCGCCCAACCAGUCGGCUCUCUAUUUCCGGCCGCUCGCGUCUUCCCAUGGCCAAGGCCUCCCCCUCGUCGGGUUCAAGGUCUGGCCCCGCACCAUCCAAAGCCGCAACUAUUCCACCUGUAUCCAAACCCACCCCUCCCAACGAUAAACCACCCACUUCCAAACACUCUCGUUCGGACGUUGCCUUUCCCUCAUCUUCUCAAGAUGCUCCCGACCAUCCCACCAGUCGCAUAGGCUCACCACCAAAGAGUCGCAUUCCUCGCCCAUCAUCUCCUGGGGCUGGUCCUCAAUCACCCGCCUCUCCCCGUACGAGUCUCCUACCACCCGUAACGCCCUCGCGCAUUCCUCGAGUCUCGAUGAGCUACAGCCCACGCUCUUCGGUCGGAAGUUCACCCUCUCAUAUGGUUCGCUCUACGCCUGCCAUGACCCCCUCCCGAACACGCGCAGUAAGCGCACUCGGGUCCGGCCCCAACCCCGGCACAACCACUCCUUCGCGCACACGAGCCACAAGCGCCCUGGCCCACAAAGGUACACCGCCUGAAUAUGACGUCGAUCGUGAACGUGGAUGGGGUAAACAGCUCCCCAAACUCACUCAUGCCAAUCUCCGUAUGAGACAUGAUCAAAUGGACACCGUGCACUCGUAUCUUUCUGGCUUGAGCCCCGAACGGAAUAGCACGGGCGGUCGGUCGAGGCCAUCUACGCCCUCGUUUGCGGGGUAUACCCGCAAGGGCACGAGCGAGUUGAGCAUCGCAGAGGAACAGGCGGCGAAACCUGGCUGGGACCCCCGUGGUUCGCCGUCGGCGUCGGCAUCUGUUGGCCGUUCCCCCGGCCUCAUCCGCACAUCAUCCCUCAAAACACCCAGCAAGCCAAGCUCCGCAGCAAUGCGCCAUUCAUUGAGCUUCACAGGCUCGCCGUCCGCAACGGGUUCAGAACACGGGGUGUCACCCAUGGGCUCGCCACGCAAACUGUCCACUCGCAAAUCGGCCGAACUCGUGUCCCCUCAAGAGUACAAAGCGCUUCGGGAGCGCGACUGGGGUCGACCUACCAACUCUCGCGCGUUUGGUUUGGCCAAUCUUCGAACGAGGGGAACGCCUGCUCCCGGCGGACGAAAGCGCGUUGUGAGCGGCGGGAGCGCUGGUGGAUCUGAUGUGAGCAUGACCAGCCCCGUGCGCGAACGGAACGGGAACGGGAAACCUCGCCCCCACUCGGUUCAUCUCGGCGGGUCGUAUACUUCGGGCGGCGGGCCUAGUUUGGAUCAGCUGGGACGCGAGCCAUUGGGCGCUGGUUUCGAGGAUGACGAAAUGAAGCGUACUCGAGUGGCAGCGGCGCCAACAUCCAUUGAAGACUUGCAAGAAGAAACCGAGGUCGAGGAGCUCACCAGGCCUGAAAGCCCGAGCCCGCCUUCUCCCUCGCGAUCUAUCCCACUACCCGAUUCUCCACCCCCGCCGAGCAGAUCUCUUCAGCGUGGAACUACGCCUCCGCCCCCAAAGCGAGGCCAAGUCCCACCGGUUCGGUCGGAAUCCGUUCCCAAACUUCAGUUGCACCCACCGCAAGAAACCUCAAUCAUGUUUGGGGAGGGAAUGGUCGGGGAGAGCACUACCGUCGAGUCGUCGAGAGAACGCAGGGACUCGUCGAGGAGGCGAAGCUUGGGUGAAGAUAAGGAAACGACUGUGAGGAACGAAAGGCGAAGCUCGACUGGUAAAGAACGUGUUGAGCCUGCUUCUGAAGAAGAGUCACAUCCCGGCUCUCCCAAGCACCUUACGUUUGCUCAACCCGAAUCACCUACGAUUUCGUUCAUGGAUACACUUCCUCCUUUGCCAGAGCCACCGUCGGAUGAUGAGCACUCAGUUGUUGUUCCUCCUGUUCGCCCUUCUGUGAGUAUUUCCUCUGAGUUCCAAGCUCGGAUGUUGAAGGGAAAUGUCCAGGUCAAUACAAGAGUCAAUCGCAUCGCUCGCGAGUCCAGUCCAGGCAGCGGUGGCAGUGGGUCCGAGAAUACCCCACGUGCGAGCACAAUGUCAUUGCGAAUCCCCAGCCCAGGGGUACCCGAACCCCAGGCAGCCAAGGAACCCCCCGGCGCCAGCCUUCUUGGACUCGAGUCGGUUCCGGUCCAGUCGGACAAGCUCGAAGUUCCUCGCCCUAUCCAAACGAGAAGCAGGAGCAAUACGCUGGGAACCGCUCUUCCACGGGUCGAAGUGAAUACCUCUGUACCAAGGGACGAAAUCGACUCGGCUGCGACUCCCAUCGCUACACGCUGGAAUCCACCUGCUCGAGAAGAUAAGAAACCGGCCGAAGUCAAGCCGCCUCGUAAACCUUCUCCGUUGGCGAGUCAAGUCUCGUCUCCUGCGAUUCCAAGUGUUGUUUCUUUGCCUCCUACGUCGGCACCGCCUUUGCAGGCACGACAUUCGGAUCCUCAACUCCCUCCCAUGAUGUCACAGAAGGGCAAGGAGAUUUUGCAGAGGAUGCAGCAACAGGCUGCCAUGCUGGCGAGGGAUUUAGACACUGAGAGCCAACAACCAGUUCCACAAGGAGACGAAGGCAAGGUUGAGACGGAUCAGAUUGUUCAGAUGUCUGCUGCCGCCCGGGCUGAACGUGAAAGAUUGGAGCAAUUGCGAAAGGCACGAGGACCAAAGGACAAGGUUGCGGUUGUCGAGGUUCCGGUUAAACAACGCUCGAUCGUUUGGAUAAUUUUCUCCUUUCUGCUUUCGGCGCUCUGUGUCUGGCUUGCUCUCUAUGCACUAUCUCAUCAUGCCACCAACGUGUAUCUGGACCCACUUUACCCUGUCCUCUACGGUGGGGACGCAAAUCCAUUGCGCGCCGCACGAACUAUAGACACCUUCCCCACCGCAUGGCAUGCCUAUAUUGUCCCCAAAUCCGGAAUUCAGCAUUGGUUAACCCCUAUUUCGCAAAAACUAUGGGCACUUCCUACCAAUUGGCGGCCGUCUUGA